CCCCUUCGAAACCCUAAAUGCACUGUGAGCUUUACGGCGCACGAGGUAGGCAGUGUACCCAGGGCUUACAACAUCUACUCCACAGAUCCUGAGUCACGGAAGCGAGGAAUUGAGAAUAUCAAUUUAUUUUUGUUUAUGUCUGAGUUGUUAGGUUGAAGUAAUCGGAUUUGGUGUUCAAGUUGGUGCGCAACUUUCCCUCUUCACUCAGCUAUGUUAAAUCGAAGUGGUGGAAGAGACCGGUUUAGAAGGGAUUACCCUUCAAGAUUUGAAGAUAAAGGCAGCAGCGGGCGCAGCACCAGCAGCAACCCCCCUUCCAGGCACCUUUGGGUUGGGAAUCUGUCGCACAGUAUAACAGAGAAUGACCUUGCUCGUCAUUUUCUGCAGUUUGGACCACUUGAAAGCGUUGCAUUCCAGCCUGGUCGUAGCUAUGCUUUUAUCAAUUUCAGAAGGGAUGAAGAUGCUAUUGAUGCUUUGAAUGAACUUCAAGGUUUUCCUGUUGCAGGCAACCCGCUUAGAGUCGAGUUUGCGAAGGCGGAUAAGCCACCGUCACUAACACGUGAUGAUGAUUACUCUUGGGAUGAACGAAGCUCAGGGAGAAGAGGAUCUCCUUUCUCUUCUAGAGAGUUUAGAGGACGCCGUGGUAGUCCUGAGCCUCCUUAUCCUGACAAAUCCAAGCUGACUGAUAAAAACCCAGAACCCAGUGAGGUUUUGUGGAUAGGGUUUCCAUCUCAGUUAAAUGUGGAUGAUUUAGCUUUGAGAAAGGCUUUUUCUCCAUUUGGUGAGAUCGAGAAGAUAACAACAUUUCCAGGUCGUAGUUAUGCUUUUGUUCGUUUUAGGAGUGUAACUUCAGCACGCAGAGCAAGAGAUACUCUGCAGGGAAAGUUAUUUGGAAAUCCACGUGUACAUAUUUGUUUUGCUAAGAGUGAAGCUGGUUCAUCAAGCAGUGGGAGGUUUUCAAUGAACACCCCUUCAUCCCCAUUUUACACAUCAAGUGGCCGUCAUGGAUCGACUGAGAACUUGAGACAAGAUAGGAGUGUUGCAGGCUUCAGUGGAGACCGUGGUGCUAGUUCCCCUAUUAUAUUCCCAAAAUGGGACUUGGCAGAUCCUGAUACUUAUGAUUCAGAUAGAAGGGGUUCUUCACGGGCUAGUGGAUUCAGUUCAUAUGAACAAAGGAGAGUUGGUGAAAAGGUGCCACCACUUGGAAUACUACAGGACAGUCUUGAGCACUCAGUAAGUCCUUCUAGAGAUAGGCAAGCUCAUCUAGGUGCUUUUCCUCAGAGAUAUCCUCAAAAGCAUGCAUUGUUUGAAGAUCCACGGGACUAUCCAGAUGAUAUGUAUUAUCAACAUGACACCAAAAAACUGAAGACUGGAUCUCUUCCUCCUGAAAAGGAGCUUCCAGAAUAUCCUCUUUCUGAUUUAGAAAGGCAGAGACACACUUUCCUAAGGUUAAUAACUGAUUUGCCCCAACAUGAGAUCCUCGAUAAAAGAAUUGACGCUGGACCUGUUGUGCAUAGACAAACUUUUGAUCCCAGACCAAAUUCCCCUUUUGCUCAGUCAGACAGGGAUGAGCAUUGGAAGCCUAGUGAUAGUUUCCACGUGGGUCCCAGUGCUCUGCAAUCAUAUUCUACUGAGAAGAGAAGACUCACACCUGAACCUGGUAACUCAUCUUUAACUGAGUGGAAAUGGGAAGGAACCAUUGCCAAAGGCGGAACACAUGUUUGUCGUGCUCGCUGCUUCCCUGUGGGGAAAGUCCUGGAUAUCAUGUUGUAAGUAGAAUGUGUCAUCACAUCAAUAACUGAUCUCUUGCUGUUUUGUUAUGAAUGCCAUUGAUUGUAUGCCAUUUCGCAUCACAAUAUAGGCCAAUGAAAUUGCUAUUAAAAUGUACGUUCUAGGUUAGGAUCUUUUUUGGCAACUGUAAAAUUUAAAUGAUUAAGGUCUUCUUUUGUUGUUUUCCCCCACUAAUGAAAAUUCACCAACACUUCUAGGCAAUGGAACUUCUUUAAAAAGGAAGGCAUUGCAAGUUUUCUGUGGAUUGAUAAUUUCUACUAAAAUAAGGUUUGCAG
Neltuma alba is the source of this 2063-nucleotide messenger RNA. RefSeq names its product serine/arginine-rich splicing factor SR34A. The record is from RefSeq and is a predicted model, not a curated record. Lineage: Eukaryota; Viridiplantae; Streptophyta; Magnoliopsida; Fabales; Fabaceae. Gene Ontology annotation, molecular function: RNA binding. The transcript is spliced from 3 exons. Bases 211 to 1770 code for a protein of 519 amino acids.